Molecule: messenger RNA, 1425 nt
Organism: Gymnodraco acuticeps
Lineage: Eukaryota; Metazoa; Chordata; Actinopteri; Perciformes; Bathydraconidae
Gene: ccdc197
Product: coiled-coil domain-containing protein 42 homolog
Source: RefSeq, a predicted model, not a curated record
AACAGCUACACAAAUGCAGGAAAACAUCCGGAAAGACCCUCGGUCGUCCUUCAGGUCGCCAGAACUUGGAAUAUUUACAAGGACUUGUUUACUCAUCGGUAUUCCUGGACAUAUAUUUGCAAUAAAACAAACAUGACGACUUCUUCCCUUGGUGCGUUAGAUCCCGGCGACCCUCGUCUAAAACUGAGGGUGGAAAACAGAAUACAAAAUAUUUUUGUAACACAAUCGGAGGACAACAGGAACCAAAAGGAGGAACAUGUUAACCACAUACCUGUUGUGACAGAGACUUCAGGCAGAGUCCUCGAGGCAGGGGUGAACACUUUACAAAAGACCCUGGUUCUGAAGAAACAGGCUGAGUUGGACGUGGUGGAUCAGCAACUUGCAGUAAAACGGGCAGUGUUUAAGAGCCGUGUGGAGGGUCUAGCUCAGAGAAGGUCUGAACUGGAAUUAAAAUCCACCCAGACUCAAGAGAGGGCUAUCAAGUUUGAAAAGUUUGCGGCUGAAAAUGAAGCGAAGCGACGCCGAGCUCAGAAGAAGUACGAGGCCGCACGGGAGCUGAACAUUUCCAAACAGAGAGAGAUAGAAGCUCACACAGAACAGUUCAAACAACUUAAAGCCAGACAUGAAGUGUUAAAGGAGAGAGAAUGGCAAAACAACAAAAUCUUUGAGGACUACUUGAUGAAAAACAUGGAACAAACUGCAUAUCUCUUUCAGCUUACCCUCGAUAAUGGGUCUGAAUCUUUGGUGAUGCCCAUCAUUCGGCGCCAUGAGACCCUGUCCAUCACCCACCGGGACUUACUAACACUAAAGCGUUGGGGACAUCUGGAGGAGGAGGUGGAGCAGGGCCAGCGACAACUGCAGAUCAUGAAGCAGGAGCACAGUAUUAAAAAAUUGAUGGCCAAUAAGGAACUUUCUGAGCUCCAGAGUGAGUUAGAAACCCUCAAAGAGAAGAACGAGCAGGCAGAGGUUAACCUGCUGAUGGAGCAAGGCCUGUCCAGAGAGAAGGUUAAGGAAGUAGGCUGCCUACUUAUGGCCAUCAACAACCUGGCCGACCUGUGUUAUAUAGCAACAUAUGGACCUCUGGAAAACAUGAACAUACUGACAAAGAUGGACAUGGUGAAGGAGUACAUCCAGGACAAGGCAGACACAGAGAGGAGAGCGAGGAGACUGAUGGAGUCGGGGUCUGCCAUCACAAGUAGAACAGCUCUGACAGACAAAAGAGAGAAGGGAUCAAUCAAAAGUAUGGGCAGUAAAACACAAAUAAAAAAUUCAAGUAAAGUCAGUAGAAAGAGUGAGACAAUGAGUUGAUGUAGAAUGUUUACAAUGUACCAUGGUGUCACUGCUUGGAGUGUAACAACCAAUGACCAGGAUGAAGACUGUAAGGGCUGCAGAAAAGUUUGACAAAUAAACAAAUCUAUCAGUCAA